This is a messenger RNA of Guillardia theta CCMP2712, 969 nucleotides long. RefSeq lists its product as hypothetical. The coding region runs from base 1 to 969 and encodes 322 amino acids. Lineage: Eukaryota; Cryptophyceae; Pyrenomonadales; Geminigeraceae. The record is from RefSeq and is a predicted model, not a curated record. The transcript is spliced from 3 exons.
AUGAUGCUUCUCAAGGAGGGGACCAGCCGAGCCAAGGAGGAGAGGAGAAUGACGAGGAGGAGACAGCUGAGGAUCACCAAGGCCUGCUGGGCCAGGCUCCGAGACAGCGCAAAGGAAGACGAUCUCCUGCUGCUGCUCCGCCUGCUCCUCCUGCCCCAGCUCACCAUCCUCUCCCUUCCCCAGCAUCUAGCUUUCCACCUGUGGGCUUUCUCAGCUGUUGGAGGGGCGGGCCAUGUCCGCAAGCUAGUCAAGAUCUGUCAACUUUCAGCGGUGCUGACUUUGCGGGGUUCGGGGAACUCUCGCCAUCCCCUGCUGGGCGCGGGCUGCCAGAGCGAUCAGCUGGGGCCUGAGCUGACGAGCCUGCACGAGCAGGUGAAACAGUCGCUCCAGAAGCUGGCGGUCAGGGUGACCACCCCACCCUCCCUGCCAGCAGGCAGCGAUCUGACGAGCAAGGUGCAAUGCAGCUGGGGAAGUGCCGGGGGCCUGCGAGGCGACGCACUGGAGGCCUACAGUAACGUGGAGGAGAAGGUGCAGACGUCGCUGCGAGAGCAGCUGAUGGCCAUCGACCUGAUCCUCAACGACGUGCAGCGACGGUUCAAGUUUGACAACGUCAGGUCAAACAUCGAGCUGUUCCCCAGCAUUGAGGACAGCGGGUCAGCUCGAAGAGAGGGGGGACCUGACAGUGGGGGAGGAGACGAGCUGGGCAUGGCGAUGAGCUGGAGGAGAGCUGGCGGUGCUGGCAGGAACGACCGGCAGCGGGGCAUCAUGGCGGAGGCUGUGAAGCAGCUGGAGGUUGACUUGUCCUCGGUGCGAGCAGCUUCCCAGCAGCUGAUGAAGAGAUGCGACGACAAGUUGUCUCGGCUGGAGGCGAGGGAGCAGGAGCAGGAGCAGGAGCAGGAGCAGGAGCAGGAGCAGGAGCAGGAGCAGGAGCAGGAGCAGGAGCAGGAGCAGGAGGAGUUGCUGACCUGA